AUGUCAGAGCACCAAGAAGAUAUUCGUGAUCGGACUACCACCACGGUCGUUCACGAUAAGGACGAGGAGAAUUAUGCCUCGGCCAUGGAGACCCUAAAAAGCGCCCAGAGAGCUACUGAAGAUGAACACGCCAUGGGACUACGCGAGGGUAUUCGGAAAUACCCCAAAGCAGUUUUCUGGUCAAUCUUGUUCUCCUCAGCGUUGAUCAUGGAAGGCUUCGACCACGCAUUUGUCAGUGGCUUCUUUGCCUUCCCUGCCUUCCAAGAGCGAUAUGGCACCCUGCAGAGCGAUGGAUCUUACCAGGUCCCCGCAAACUUGUAUAAUGGUGUCAAUGCUGGGGAAAUUGUUGGUCUGUUGAUAAACGGCUUGCUUGCAGAUUGGAUUGGUUACCGAUGGGUCAUGAUCGGCUGUCUCAUCCUCAUGACAGCUUUCAUAUUUCUGCAGUUCUUUGCAACGAGCAUUUACAUGUACCUCGGAGCCGAAAUUCUACUGGGAGUUCCAUGGGGUGUUUUUCAAACACUCACAACAACAUACGCUGCUGAGGUCUGCCCCAAUGUCCUGCGACCUUAUCUCACGAUGUUGGUGUCUCUUUGUUGGAGCAUAGGCUACCUUCUUGGCACCGGUGUUCUCCGCGCAUUCCUUUCUUCACACGGCCAAUGGGCUUACCGGAUUCCCUUUGCAUUGCAGUGGAUAUUGCCAAUUCCUCUGGCCAUCGGAAUCUUCCUGGCACCAGAGUCACCUUGGUGGCUCAUUCGAAAGGGUCGUGUCCAAGAGGCGGGGAAGGUACUACAUAAAUUACGAUCGAAGGAUAGCUCAGAAGACGAAAUUGCGGACACUCUGGCAAUGAUGGAGCAAACAGUCAAAAUUGAGAACGAAAUGAAGACUACAAGCAGCUACUGGGAUCUAUUCAAAGGCGUCAAUCUACGUCGCACUGAGGUCACGGUUGGGACUUAUCUCAUACAAGAGCUCUGCGCGCCACUCGUCGCUUAUAUCGUUUAUUUUCUGGAGCAAGCAGGUCUUCCUGCCACCUCUUCAUUUGACUUCGGCAUGGGUGAAUAUGCUCUAGCCAUAGUAGGCGUGUUUAUUGCUUGGUAUCUAGUCCCAAAGGUGGGCCGACGUACCUUAGUCCUGACCGGAACUGCUUUCAUGGCCGCCACAACCUUCGUGAUCGGCUUUAUGGGAAUCCCCAGCAUCAGCACCCAUCCCAACAUAGGCUACGGGAUUGGCAGCAUUUUAUUGAUUGAGUACUUUGUCUUUUUCAUUACUAUCGGCCCGAUCAUCUACACGAUUGUGACUGAGAUUCCUUCCAACUAUCUCCGCAACAAGAGCGUUGUUCUUGCCCGUGCUGUGUACAAUGUCGCAGUCUUGGUCUAUGGACAGCUUGUACCCCACAUGAUGCAAAAGGCAUCUUGGAACUGGGGAGCCAAAUCCGGCUUCUUCUACGGGUCUAUCAUGGGACUUGGCUUGAUAUGGGCGUAUUUCCGACUCCCGGAGACGAAGAACCGAACAUUUGCGGAAAUGGACAUUCUGUUCAAGAAUCAAGUAAAGGCACGAGAUUUCGAAAAGACGAAAGUAGAUAUUGCUACUGAGACAGUAUCUCAAGAUUGA
Messenger RNA from Penicillium waksmanii, 1608 nucleotides. RefSeq names its product putative MFS alpha-glucoside transporter. Gene Ontology annotation, molecular function: carbohydrate:proton symporter activity. The record is from RefSeq and is a predicted model, not a curated record. Gene Ontology annotation, cellular component: membrane. NCBI's taxonomy places the organism in Eukaryota, Fungi, Ascomycota, Eurotiomycetes, Eurotiales, Aspergillaceae. The transcript is spliced from 2 exons. The coding region runs from base 1 to 1608 and encodes 535 amino acids. Gene Ontology annotation, biological process: transmembrane transport; carbohydrate transport.